AUGGUACAAUUUAACAUAACACUCAUUUUUAUGGCCUAUGCAUCUCCUGGGCCACUCAGUUAUGGAGUUUUCUUUGUCACAUUUUUGACUUAUCUCGCUACAGUGUUUGCCAAUGUAAGUUUAAUGCUGAUAAUCUACUUGGACACAAGUCUCCACAAGCCUAUGUACAUAUUUUUAUUCAACUUGUCGAUCAGUGGACUAAUUGGAAGCUCCACUGUUUUGCCUAGCAUCAUGAACUAUCUUCUUGAUGAAAUGAAAUAUAUUUUGUAUAGCAACUGUUUACUGCAAGUAUUCUUUGUCGUAUUUUAUGGAGGUUGUGUAUAUGGAAUAAUAACAAUUAUGGCAUAUGAUAGGUAUGUGUCUAUUUGUAAACCACUGCAAUAUCACAUUAUAAUGACACCAACUAAAGUUAGAAUACUUCUAGCAGUCGUUUACAUUUUUUCUAUUUGUUUUUUAGCUUUACAAAUGCAUUUUACUUCAAGCGUACCUCUGUGCAGGUACACUAUAAACAAGCUGAUCUGUGAUAACCUCGCACUAGUCAGUCUGGCCUGUUGGAAGAGUGCACUUGUAGACCUGUAUGGUUUGGUUGGGGUAGUAAUUUUUGUUGUUUUUCCUCUGGCAUUGGUCAUUAUGUCAUAUGUAAGAAUAUUAUUUGUUAGUUUGAAAGCAUCAGCAAAUGCCAAGAAGAAAGCUCUAAAAACCUGUGCCCCCCAUCUAAUCACAUUUAUUAAUUUUUCUUCAGCCAGCCUUUGCUCUGGGAUAUACAAUCGACUUAAUAACAAUCUUCCAAAAGAGCUUAAUGUUUUCUUGUCAGUACAUUUCAUUCUGAUUCCGCCCCUCCUGCACCCACUUAUAUACGGGAUGAGAACUGAAAAUAUUAGAAAAAGUUUCAGAAAAAUUCUGCAGAAAAGAAUUUUUGCCUCUGACAUUUCACAUGGAAUUGGAGCAUAA
This is a messenger RNA of Pygocentrus nattereri (red-bellied piranha), 951 nucleotides long. RefSeq names its product olfactory receptor 10A6-like. The record is from RefSeq and is a predicted model, not a curated record. NCBI's taxonomy places the organism in Eukaryota, Metazoa, Chordata, Actinopteri, Characiformes, Serrasalmidae. The transcript has a single exon. Gene Ontology annotation, cellular component: membrane. Gene Ontology annotation, molecular function: G protein-coupled receptor activity; olfactory receptor activity. Bases 1 to 951 code for a protein of 316 amino acids. Gene Ontology annotation, biological process: G protein-coupled receptor signaling pathway.